AUUCAGACGCCUGCCCGCAUACACACCAUUGCACCCGUAUCAAUUUCUAUCGGUCGAGAGUUGAAGUUUACAAUAUUGUGCUGACGAAGUCUAUCACCACAGAACAACAGUAGGGAAAGAUAGUAUAGAAAAAAUAGUGGUUUCCCAAGUCGCACUCAGCGAAACCCACCCCCCAGUUGCUUGAGCCUCUUGAUGGAACGCGUAGCGGUGUGAAGCCAAAUUAGUCGUUACUUUCAGUUGUUGAUCAUUUUUGUUGGCAAUCGAAGCGCGUACCCCGGUAAUGCGUACCGUUGCACUGCACUGCACUGCACUGCACUGAUUCAUCAAAUUAGUUGCAUUAGACUUCCCUAAAGCAGGAGAAAACGGUACAGAUCGUAGUGUACAGUGAGCGUAGCGAAUUAGCAAGAUGAUGGACGGAAUCGAAGAAAACGGAUCGUCACCGCAAGUGACGAGCCCGAACGUCGUCACCAACGCACCACCGGAAACCAUUGCAAGCUCUCGACAGGGAUCCAUAGAGGGUGGUGGAUCAACUACCACAUCAUCUACCGCCCUGCCGGAAAAUUCGCUUCUGGUCGACAUUUCCGAUGCAUUGAGCGAGAAGGAACGAGUGAAAUUUACCGUCCACACACGCACCAACCUGCCCGGGUUCGAAAAGCCGGACUUUCUGGUGGUCCGACAGCACGAAGAGUUCGUCUGGCUGCACGAUCGCUUCGAGGAGAACGAGGAAUACGCGGGCUACAUCAUACCGCCCUGUCCACCGCGGCCCGAUUUCGAUGCAUCGCGCGAAAAGCUACAGCGGCUGGGCGAAGGCGAGGGAAACAUGACCAAGGAAGAGUUCAAAAAGAUGAAGCAGGAGCUGGAAGCGGAAUAUUUGGCCACCUUCAAAAAGACUGUCGCGAUGCAUGAAGUCUUCCUGACGCGCCUCGCCUCCCAUCCCGUGUUUCGGGAAGACUCGCACCUGAAGGUGUUCCUGGUGUACGAUCAGGAUCUGUGCGCGAAGAUGAAGAAAAAGAUCGACAUCUUCGGUGGGUUGGUAAAGAGCAUCGGGAAAACUACCGACGAAAUCUACCUCGGCACCAUGGUGAAGGACGUGAACGAUUUCUUUGAGCACGAGCUGCAAUUUUUGGGCGAGUACCAUGCACACCUGAAGGAGGCCGCCAUACGGACGGAGAAGAUGACCAACAAACACAAGGAUGUGGCCGAUUCGCAUGUGCGCAUUUCGUCGCAACUGCUGGCCCUGUCGACCGCUGAACAUCAUGGCUCGAUGGAAAAGUUUCUAGCAAAAACAUCUGACAUUUUCGAGAAAAUUAGGAACAUGGAAGGACGUGUCGCAAGCGAUCAAGACCUUAAGCUUGGCGAUACGCUACGAUACUAUCAGCGAGAUAGCAAUGCCGCCAAGGCAUUACUCAUCCGUCGCUUACGCUGCUUGGCGGCGUACGAGGCGGCCAACCGGAACUUGGAAAAGGCACGGGCCAAAAACAAGGACGUACACGCGCCGCUGGAAGUGCAGGAGGCGGAAACUGCACAGACGCAGGCGUGUGAAAAGUUUGAAUCCAUGUCGGCACGCGGCAAGGAGGAGCUGGUCAGCUUUAGGUUGCGCCGUGUGGCUGCUUUUAAGAAAAGUUUGACCGAUCUGGCAGAACUGGAAAUAAAGCACGCCAAAGGACAGUACGAAUUUUUACGCCAGUCUUUACUCGCCUUACAAGAGUUGGUUUAAGUUGGUGGGGUUCCGGCCACAUAGAUCAACUAAUAAAACCGUCUCCGUAGCCGUCUGUCUGUCUGUCUGUGUGGAACAAUAUAAGCUUCUAUUUGCCUCCCCUCCACGGUCAUUGGACAAAGUUCCGCCGGCGAGAAGAAGAAACAGAACGAAAUAGAAGGAUCUAUAUGAGCAAAAGUGAUUCGCAAGCAUAUGAACUGAUCAUCUCGAACCAUUGUAAUGAAAGAGCGUCGUUAAGAAAAAGCGAAGCAUCUUAAUUCCCGGUUCCACCCUCUCCAGUGGAUACUGCAACUAGUAUUCUCCCAUACAUCAAACGCAUAACCCGGUUUUAGGCGAAGAAGUAGAACUAAACACAUUGUUGAAAGCAUUGUCGCUCUAUUACUACAUUCUAUUGUUGGUUGUUUAGAUUAGGAGACCGCGAAGGUUUUUGCGAGCGUUCUGUUGAAGCAGAGUUUGUUCAUUUCCCUUUCCCUUUUCUUUUAUUCAUCCAUCUUGUUUCAUCAAAUAUUAAAUAUUUGACCUUUAUAUUAUAUUACUUUGUUAUUAGCGUAUGGGUUAUAGCGCUCGAAUCGAAUGAAAUCAUCGUGAAUUAUAUUAUACAUGUAUUGCACUACAUUAGCCUUCCUGCAUCAAUAAUAUUCAAGAUUUGGUUCAGCAUUAAAAUAGAAAAAAAAACAAACAAAAUCACGUACGAAAGCUCUCGUAUGUUUGUAGGGUGUAAGAAUGUAAGCAAAGGAACAUAUUAUAUGAGGAACACGGAAGGGUGUUUUUAGUCCAGUUUUUUUGUGGCGCAAAGAAUAGUUAGGGGAAAGUCGCAUGCGUUCAUCGAAAGCGGCAACAACUAGCCUCCCCCCCCCCAAACUGUGUGCUGCGUGACAAGUAGAACAAUCUAUUGGCAUUUUAUUUUUUCUACUAUACUCUUUAUACACACUUGCGAUUGUUCUGUUCUUUCUCCGCGUUUCCCGCCCAUUCGCCGAUCGAUGUCAACAGGCGAUGAAUCAACAGGCGAUGAAUCACGUACGGCGUACGACGCGCAUUUCGAGGCCUGCGCAUGUUUCUGUAUAGGAGAAAGCGUACCAGUCGAACACAGCAGCAAUUUGUAUGAAAUAUUUGGAUGAAAUAAACAACAAUCGACCACAGAGA
Anopheles stephensi (Asian malaria mosquito) is the source of this 2860-nucleotide messenger RNA. RefSeq names its product sorting nexin-6 (gene Snx6). The transcript is spliced from 8 exons. NCBI's taxonomy places the organism in Eukaryota, Metazoa, Arthropoda, Insecta, Diptera, Culicidae. The record is from RefSeq and is a predicted model, not a curated record. Gene Ontology annotation, molecular function: phosphatidylinositol binding. Gene Ontology annotation, biological process: phagosome-lysosome fusion involved in apoptotic cell clearance. Bases 407 to 1717 code for a protein of 436 amino acids.